This is a messenger RNA of Triplophysa dalaica, 2033 nucleotides long. Its product is annotated as zinc-binding protein A33-like. Gene Ontology annotation, molecular function: zinc ion binding; protein binding. The record is from RefSeq and is a predicted model, not a curated record. The transcript has 6 exons. NCBI's taxonomy places the organism in Eukaryota, Metazoa, Chordata, Actinopteri, Cypriniformes, Nemacheilidae. Bases 6 to 1394 code for a protein of 462 amino acids.
UUCUGAUGGCAGCAGAUUGUCCAUUCCGCGAGGAGGAUCUAACAUGUCCUUUGUGCCAUGAGGUCUUCAAGGAUCCUGUCACCCUAAACUGCAACCACAGUUUUUGUAAAAGGUGCAUUCACACACGAUGGGAAUGUAGAGGAUUACAGCAAUGUCCCGUGUGUUACCGUACAGCGAGCUCAUCCAGACCUUCGAUCAAUCAGGCUCUAAGGAAAGUUUCAGAUGUCUUCAAACUGAAGCCAAAGCACUUAACGGUAGGAUCAGUGGAACGUUGCUUAAUUCACAACGAAGAGUUAAAGUUCUUUUGUAGGAAAGAUACAGAGCUUAUAUGUACAGUUUGCACAUCAACGAGGAGCCAUGCAAAUCACAAGUACUGCUCGAUAUCCGAGGCCACAUUGGAAAUACAGAGAGAGCUCACAGCCAUGUAUAAUCCCUUGAAACAGCAUCUGAACAGAUCUGAAAAAUUAAAGGAGAGCUUGGAUGAAUUGAAAGCGUAUAUACAGACACAAGCAGCUGAAACUGCAGAGGAAAUAAAGAAAGAGUACGAAAAGUUACAUGAAUUCUUGAGGGAGGAUGAAAGAGCUCGGCUUAUAGUGCUGAAAGAUCAAACAAAAACCAAGAUUGGGAUGGUGAGCGAACGAUUGGAACAAGUCAACAAGAUCAUUGAAGAGCUCAAUGACAUCAAAAACUACGUAGAGCCCAUCACAAUAGCAGACGAUCUAUCAUUUUUAAAGGAAUGUAAGGAGGCAAUAAAAAGGACUACUUACAUUGUGCGUGAAGCCGAAUAUCCGGCAGGGGCUAAUAUAGACGUGUCUCAGUACCUGGGGUCAUUAAAGCAUGGGGUCUGGAAAAGAAUGGAAAAAGUUGUCAAUCGCUGCCAUGUCAAUUUCGAUCCAAACACAGCCCAUCCUAACUUGAUCAUCAGUGAUGAACUGACCACCGUCAAGUAUGGAAAACAACAGCAGGUUCCAGAUAACCCCAAGCGCUGCACGAGUCGCAUGGCAGUACUCGCUGCUUGUGGAUUCAGUUCAGGAAAGCACUGCUGGCACGUGGAAGUGUUAGAUAACUGCGAGUGGUAUAUUGGAGUGGCACGGGAGUCCAUCAGAAGGAAGAGUUCAGAGUUCCUCAGCCCAACAAAUGGUUUCUGGGUAAUUGGUCUCAGUAAUGAGGAGUAUAGGGCUCAGACGUCUCCACACACACCCCUCAGUUUAAAAAGGAAACUGCAGAUAGUUACAGUUGAAUUGGACUAUGAGAAAGGAAAGGUGUCCUUUACCAAUACAAAAAAUGGUACAAGCAUUUACACAUUUAAAGAUGUGAGGUUUAAAGAGACCAUCUUUCCUUAUUUCUCCAUUGGGGUAAAUCAGGGAAGCACACUCAGAAUCUGUUCAUUUUAAAGUGUCAAUAAGGGGCACACCAGACACUUGAUGUGAACACUGGCACAAAAGCACUUCUGGUUUCAUCCAUUACAUAUAUAAUUAAAUCAUAAAUCAAUUUGUUUAAUACAUUGAUAUGUUUAUAUUGUUUAAACAUUUGUGUAGUGUUAAACUAAAACAGGAAGUUUUUCUUGACCAGCGUUGUUUACAUCUUUCGAAUUGGUCCAUACCUACAAUACAAAAAUAUUAUCUUUUUAAUUUGUUUUUUAUGUGUCCAGGCAUUUACUUAAUAUAUCUCAAGAGUAAUUUAUUUUUCUGCAAUUUCCUCAGAAGUGUUCCUUUAAAAUAUUUGUGUGUUAAUUCUUUCUAUUUUCUUUUAUGAGAGUGCAUUUACAUGAGAUUAUUUCAUUACAGAAUUAAAAAUGGGUGCCAGUAUUUGUCAUGAAUAUACAUAGAAUAUGAAAUUCAUUGGUUCAGUUAUAUUGUUCUGAAAAAAAAAUGACAGUUUUGAUGCUGUUUAUGCAGAUUUGCACAAUAAACGGAAAAGCAUUUAACAGAAACUUAUCUCAAUGUUUACUUAAAACAUUUUGAUGUAAAAAUUCCUUUAGGUUUUUUUAUUUUGGAACUAUUAAUUGGACGUAACUGGUUAUACCUGAUUCG